Gossypium raimondii (Peruvian cotton) is the source of this 1775-nucleotide messenger RNA. Its product is annotated as zinc finger CCCH domain-containing protein 67. Bases 153 to 1484 code for a protein of 443 amino acids. Gene Ontology annotation, molecular function: metal ion binding; mRNA binding. The transcript is spliced from 6 exons. NCBI's taxonomy places the organism in Eukaryota, Viridiplantae, Streptophyta, Magnoliopsida, Malvales, Malvaceae. The record is from RefSeq and is a predicted model, not a curated record.
UUUUCGUCAUGUUCAGACACACACUUUAGCACUUGCAUGCCAUUUCCCAAUAACAAAGUCUCUAUCCUUUAUAGUUUAUUCUUUUUCUUUUCUCUCCUUUUUUUUUUUUCCAAAUUUUAGGGGUUUUUUUUUUUUUGAAAUGUUGAUUUACGAUGUCACAAUCUGAAGAAACCACUCACACCGAUUCCGCCCUUCUGAGUUUAGGGCUUAACUCGACCGAUCCGACUCCGAUUCCCCUCGACGAGUCACCGUCUGAUCUCAAUCACUCGGUUAAGGAAACCGACCACCACGAAAACAAUCUCGAACAGCAGCUGAAUAACCUCGAUUUGAAGGAAGAGGACGAGGAGAAAGAUGAGGUAGAGACACAAAACGACGUUGAAGAGGAGGAGGACAUAAUCGAGAAUGAGAAUGAUGAUGAUGUGAAGAAGGAUGAAGAAAGGAGGACAAUUUAUCCGGUGAGACCGGAAGCAGAGGACUGUGCUUAUUAUAUGAAAACCGGACUUUGCAAAUUUGGAUUCAAUUGCAAGUUCAAUCACCCUGUUCGAAGGAAGAACCAGGCUGUUAAGGAAAAGGAUGAAUCAACAGAGAAAACAAACCAACAAGAAUGCAAGUACUACCUAAGAACUGGUGGAUGUAAGUUUGGGAAGGCUUGCAGAUACAACCACUCAAAACAAAAUUCUUCAGUGAGUCCUAUCUUAGAGCUUAACUUUCUGGGGCUGCCCAUCCGAAAGGGAGAGAAAGAGUGCCCCUAUUACAUGCGUAAUGGGUCCUGCAAGUAUGGAGCCAACUGCAGGUUUAAUCAUCCUGAUCCUAAACUUGCUGGAGCUUGUGAACCACCUUCAGGAUACGGUAAUGGUGGAUCUGUUUCAUUGCAAGCUGCGUCACAAGUGAAUAUGGUAUCCUGGUCAGCACCAAUGACAUUAAAUGAUAGUGCUGCCUAUUUGCCAAUUAUGUUUUCACCAACUCAAGGUGUUCCACCUCCAAAUCCAGAAUGGAAUGGGUAUCAGACAACUCUAUAUCCGCCACUGGAAAGGGGUUUGCAUCCAACUCCAGCGUAUGUAAUGAGCAACCCAUCAACUGAAACCACUGCCUAUACUCAUCAUCAGCUACAGAUGGUGGUUGAUGAUUUCCCUGAACGGCCUGGCCAACCCGAGUGCAGUUACUUCCUCAAAACUGGGGACUGUAAGUUCAAAUCUAAUUGCAAAUAUCAUCAUCCAAAAAAUCGUGUUCCAAAGCCAACUCCAUGUGCUCUCAGCGACAAGGGCUUGCCAUUGAGACCCGAUCAAAGCAUCUGCUCAUACUAUAGUCGAUACGGCAUUUGCAAAUUUGGGCCAGCCUGUAAAUUUGACCAUUCAAUACAGGCAACUCCUCCAACAGUGUCUGGACUAGAUCAGCCUCGACCGUUCAGCCAUUCCACCGCUACAGAACAAGCUGGAAUUGCCAGAAGCAACCGUGCUGAUACCGCAGUUCAGCAGUCUGUGUAAAACAAGGAUUCUUCGAUCAAAGGUCCAUACCGCUUAGAUCUCUCACAUUAUUAUCAAGGAUUCUGAAUUUUCCCUUUUUUUCAACCGGAAAAGUCAAUUCGACCCUCUUUCUUCGUGUUUCGGUAGCCAUAAACUUUUCAGGGAAUGUCAUUAUAUAUUAACAGUAUAUACUUAAAUGUAUUGUUUUUGCUAGUGCUAGUGCUUGAAGCUGAAAAUGAAAUCCAGAAAAAUGUAAAUUAUGGCAGAUUUUUCACGUUAUCUUAGGAACUAAUGCAAGUGAAAGUUUGAACA